AUGAACAUGCCAAACUUAGGAAGAAAAAGAAAAACUAGUGAAAAUUUUCACCAUAAUAAACCUCCAUUCAAAAAAUUCACCUUCAUCAACAUGGUGGACGAAUGCAUCUCCACCCUCACUUCCGAUGAAGAAUCAUUCCCAUGUUCUUGCUCCAGUAACAUCAUUAACAAAUUCGAAGAACAUCAAGUGGUUCAAACUCCUGACCAAGUUGAAACGUCCACGUGUGACAACCAAGUUAUAAGGAGAAGAGAGAUGAGUCUGUUAAGCGAAGAAGAAGAGGUGGGUUCCAUUGAGAAGAAGCCGCAAAAGACGCCGUCGGAAUCUGAACUUGAUGAGUUCUUCUCCGCCGCAGAAGAAAAUAUCCAGAAACAGUUUGAAAACAAGUAUAAUUUUGAUAUUGUGAAGGACAUGCCUUUGGAAGGACGUUAUGAAUGGGUUCAGUUGAAGCAGUAA
Molecule: messenger RNA, 453 nt
Organism: Vicia faba (fava bean)
Lineage: Eukaryota; Viridiplantae; Streptophyta; Magnoliopsida; Fabales; Fabaceae
Source: the annotation of a GenBank genome assembly